Messenger RNA from Priceomyces carsonii, 2634 nucleotides. It is a transcript of the gene DOA4, whose product is annotated as ubiquitin-specific protease. Bases 1 to 2634 code for a protein of 877 amino acids. The record is from RefSeq and is a predicted model, not a curated record. NCBI's taxonomy places the organism in Eukaryota, Fungi, Ascomycota, Pichiomycetes, Serinales, Debaryomycetaceae. The transcript has a single exon. Gene Ontology annotation, biological process: protein deubiquitination. Gene Ontology annotation, molecular function: cysteine-type deubiquitinase activity.
AUGACGAGUGCUGGAAUCGCAUUCCAGUCAACUUCUGUGUUGAGUGGUUAUGCCAAUACACUUGCUAAAGAAUUAUCAUCAAAUGGGAAAAGCGCUUCAAAGAUUUUGAGUUUUCAAAUAUCGUUGCUAGAGAUAUUCAACCAUGAAGCAAAGAAGCUUAAGGAGUUCCAUUAUUGUGAUUAUGAGAUAGCAUAUGUUACAUACAAAAGUGCAGUGGCGUUAUAUUCUGAUAAUGAGAAUGAUGUAUCAGCAAAGACAGAAGAUUUCGUUAAAGCUAUCAGGGAAACUCUUGUAAGGAAAAGACAGGAUUUUGAAAGCGUGAAAGAAUUCAUUAUACUUAACCAACCGCAGCAGAGUUUCAAGGGAGACGAAGAGAUUGAUCCCUUGUUUGAAAGAUUCAACAAUUUAAAAACUUCAAACCUGGGGUUAAAGGAUCAAUAUGGAACCAAGAGUUCUUCUUCAGAUGAAGCUACACCUGUGAGCCAGGAAGCAUUUGUAGAAACCUUGAAAUUCCGAGAAGUAAUUAUGCCACUGGAACUUCAUGAUUUAUUGGCUGGGGAGAGUAAAAUUCUUUUGAUCGACUAUAGAGCAACGAAGGAUUUCAAUCAUAAUCACAUCAAGCAUGAUGAUGUUGUCAACAUAGAUCCAUCUAUUGUGAUGUCAUUAGAUUGGAAAAAGCAACAAGGCUUGACUGACCUGGAUCUUGAGGAUAAACUAAGCUUUCACUUACCAAAGGAGCAGCUUGAAAGAUUUAAAAACAGAAACAGAUAUGAAUUGGUAGUUGCAUACAACUUCAAGUUUGGUUAUUCAAGUUCUGCAAAUAAUAGAUUUGAUUGUUUGAAAUCCCUGCUAAUCAACGAACAGGCAUAUGGCUUAGUAUCACAGAAUCCUUUUGAGAAGCUUCUCGAACUCAUUACAUCGAAAAAUAAGUAUAUUAGCUCUAAGCUAAAAAAUUAUCCGUGUUACUUGGCUGGCGGUGUGUUUAAAUGGUAUGAGUGCUUCGGAGAUAAGUCAAUUGCAAGAACUAUUGUAACAUCUACUCUAACUCGACCUGAUGCCAUCGUUUCCAAAAAUAGCGGUCUGUCUUCAUCAAGGAGCAGCAGCUCUGACUUACGCAUGAACGCAAACUCACGUUCAUCUUCUCCAUAUUUGAAGAACUUCGGAGAAUAUUUGGCUACGGCCAAGUCUGAUGGUGAUUCAUAUAAUUCAAAGAGCGCUGGUUCCGCUUCUUUACGCUUGAAAUUUUUCCCUGAUGACAAGGUUGGCGACUUACCUCAAAUAGCACGUAAUCAAUCGGGUCCUACUAUAGUACAGCCUCAGCAACAACUUAAACCUUCAAUCACACGAAGAAUGUCUAGAGAUCUAACAGAUUCGAAGGAAAUCCAAAGUGCAAACGGCAAACUCCAAACAUCACCAACUAAAUUCUUGGAACAGUAUACGACUGGUCUAACUAAUUUAGGAAAUUCUUGUUAUAUGAAUUGCGUACUCCAAUGUUUGGGUGCCACGCCUCAGCUAACAAAGUUCUUUUUCCCUAAUAUAUCGAACUCAAUGUUAGCUCCUUCUUCAUCACUCAUGUCAUAUCGUCAGCAUAUUAAUGUCAACAAUAAACUCGGGAGUAAGGGAAUAUUGACCACCAACUUUGUUAAUCUUUUACUUAAUAUGUUCAAUAACGCUGGGAAAUACUUUACACCUACAAGUUUUAAAAAAGUUGUGGGUUCUUUGUCAUCAGGACAUCAAUUUGCAAGCUUUGAUCAACAAGAUUGUAUUGAGUUCCUUAAUUUCCUUCUUGAUGGUCUCCAUGAGGAUCUAAAUCAAGUGAUGCUAAACGCUGAGGACAAAAAGAGCAUCAUGGAGCUAACGCCAGAGCAGGAAAAAACCAGGGAAACCCUCCCAGUUAGACUUGCUUCGACAAUUGAAUGGGAGAGGUAUUUGAAACUCAACUUUUCGAUUGUAGUAGACUAUUUUCAAGGACAGUAUUUGUCUCAACUCAAGUGUCUAGAAUGUGGACACACUUCAACCACGUAUAAUGCAUUCUCAAUCUUAUCUUUACCAAUACCAGAGAAGCUCAAUAGCACUCCGACAGUGCUCCUAGAAGAUUGUCUACAGGAGUUCGUUACUACAGAGCUAUUGGAUGAAUUCAAUAAAUGGUUCUGUCCAAAUUGCAAAAAGUUUACGAAGCUGACUAAAAAGAUUACGAUAACAAGACUACCUCAAGUGUUAAUUAUUCAUUUCAAACGCUUCAAAAUUUUACCUAAUGGGUAUAUAAAUAAGCUUGAUACCUUUGUAAAGUACCCAGUUAAUGAAGUUUUAGAUUUAACUUCUUAUUGGCCAGAUAUCGGAACGAGUGUUAAUCCUAGUAAAGACCUGAGUAUAAGUAAAUCAAAGGAAGCUGAGAUUUUAUCAACUUUACCUACAAGAAACCAAGUGCCCCCAUUCCGUUAUAAAUUAUAUGGUGUCGUUAAUCACUUUGGAAAUUUAUCGACCGGACAUUACACUUCAUAUGUUCACAAGAAUAGUGAUACAAGAAAAAAAAGAGAAUGGUGCUAUUUUGACGAUGCAAAGAUAACUUAUAAUUGUUCCGAAAGCCAAGUGUUGAAUAAAAAUGCAUACUGCUUGUUUUUUCAACGUAUAUAG